Messenger RNA from Lymnaea stagnalis (great pond snail), 2134 nucleotides. NCBI's taxonomy places the organism in Eukaryota, Metazoa, Mollusca, Gastropoda, Lymnaeidae. The record is from the annotation of a GenBank genome assembly.
UUCCAGCCUAAACAAAUUCAAGAAAUCAAGGACUUUCUCUUAACAGCAAGAAGGAAAGAUGCUAAAUGUAAGUGCAUUUGCUAGGCAAUAAAAAGGCUUUAGUUAUUUGCAAUAGAGUGUUUCUAAUAAGAGUAAUUGUGCAUGGACAAAAAAUAAACAGUCUGGUUCUUAAGCCAAUUUUGAAGAAUUUGCCGCAUUAUCCUAAAAAUGGCUUUUAUGAUAAAAUAGUGGUUAAAAAAUGUCACAAGUUAACUCUCAUUUUUACUUAUUUUUUUUAAUGCAGUUUUUGUACAUGGACAUUCCCUAAUGGGUUCUGUUUAUGCAGGGCAGACGCUUUAUUAGUAGCUAUGAUGAGCGGAACUUGCCCUCUCUUAAAAGAGAUGAUGAAAAUGUUCCAAAGGGUGUACUCAACCUGAGCUAUUCUUAUUUUCUUUUAAGACUGCAAUUUUGAAAUAUUUUUGUUAACCCUUUCAGAGUGUAGCAUCCAUUAAGAAAUUAACUCCCUACCAAGCAUAGGGGAAUAACCCCAAUAGGACAAUUAGUUGUAAACCUACAAAAGAUGUUUUGAAAUAAAUAUUUCAUCCAGUCAUAGAUGCAAUACAAUUAAUUGUAGUUUGUUGGAAAAAUAUCACAUUUUAAUAAACUAUGUCUACAUAAGGUCUGGUUUUAGCAUAAGUCUACUGUAACUAAAUAAAAAUCAAACACACAGCCCACAAAAAAAGAGCUUGACAUGUCAUCUUUAUUAUGCUAAGGUUAUUUUUUAACUCCUUAAAAUUAUCUUCACUCGUUAAAAAAAAAAUUAAAAUUAAAUUUUAGUAUUAAAGAUUAGAUGAUAAACUUUUGUGAAGUGUGUCACAUUUAGUGUCCAUGAUUUAUAGCUUACAAAUAUUUAUUUGGUAGUGUAGCCAUUGCUUUUUCACAUGUAUCAGUACAAUUACAUUUACAAUUUUUGUUUGUUAAAAAAUAUUCAAAUGGUGAUGGAAUUAUUUUUUUUAGGUCCAAGUCACUGCAUAAUAUAGAAUGUGAUUAUUAAAUUAUAUUCUGUGUAUAUAAAUCUAGUUGUGGUGACCCCCCAAACAUAACAUCAUUUUCCUUGCUACUUCGUAAAUAUAUGUUUUUGUUUGUAUGUUGUUUUUUAUAGCUGUGAAAAUCAAGAAAAAUAAAGACAAUGUAAAGUUUAAAGUCCGUUGCAGUCGUUACUUGUAUACACUUGUCAUUCAAGACAGGGAAAAGGCAGACAAAUUAAGACAAUCUUUGCCCCCAGGUAAAUUAAGAAAUUUUUAGUUAUAUUGAAUUUUUAAGAUGCACUAGGUAGAUGUGAAUGUAAUCUACUUGCAAAUUAUUUUAAUAUUUUUUAUAUUUAAAUGUAAAUUGUUAUAAGUGGAACUUGCCUUUUCUUGAAAGAGAUUAAAAGAUUCUUUAACCCUUUACAGUCCAACCUAUUCAGCCUUGUCUACUCCCAGCGCCCAAGCAAAGGGACAUAACUCCAUUUUAAAUGAAGGUUCUUUUAUCUAAUUAAUUUUCAGAAAAUAAACUAGAAGCAACAAAAUAAAAUAAAAAAUACCUAAAUACAAACAAAUGAUUAAAGCAAAAGUUAAACCUAAAAAUAGUUUCAGAGACCCUCCCACUCAUGAAAUAGUGAAGCUUCAUUAGGCCUAAGUUCUUUCAAAUGUGUAUCCAAAGUUUAGAUAGCCAUUUUUUACAGCGAAAAAAUCACGACUUUUAAAAAAAUCAUAGAAAAUCAGCCCCUAAACACACCGCGGUCAAACUAGUAUCGAAACAAAUGCCGACAACGAGGCUUUUCUUCCGGUAGAACUAUAAAUAGUAAUGCGCAAUGGACUUCCGCUGUGCUAAGAACGAAAGUAAACAACCUCGAAACGGGCGGGUUUGGCCGCAUCGGACUGUACGCUUAAGGAAAAAAUCGGCGCAUUUCGGGCGCAUCGGACUGUAAAGGGUUAACAAACUCAACUAAGUUGUAUUAAUAGAAAUGUCUACAAUAUAUGCUAAAUUUGUUGAAAAUAUAUGCCAAAUUUGUUGAAAUUUUAUCUCUUAACUUUUUUUUUAUAUGUAAUCUUCAGGUUUGGCUGUUAAAGAGUUGAAGUAAAUUUUGAAAAUAAAGUCAUUGAAAAAUUGA